Molecule: messenger RNA, 1149 nt
Organism: Cylindrotheca closterium
Lineage: Eukaryota; Bacillariophyta; Bacillariophyceae; Bacillariales; Bacillariaceae
Source: the annotation of a GenBank genome assembly
AUGGAGAUUUUGGUGACGCUGGAACCACGAGAUGAUCCCAAUGAGAUCAUCCAGAGUGGCUUGAUGCAACGAAAACCUCUAGAAUUGCGCAGCACUGGUGCCACAGAAAUAGAUUUGGGGCGCGGCUCAACCACGGGAAUUGGCGACAAUACUAUCGGCUCAUCUGUCGUCAGAAUCGCCCUUAGAUCCUCGGGGAUCGAAAUGGGUGUACGGGCCACCCUUCAACGAGAUGCAGUCAUGUGCAAAGUACACGUAAAUGGACUUCCUUUUCCACCCGGACAAAAGAGCGCCUACCUCAAUAGCGGAGACACAAUCUCUCUGGACGGCUUGAGAUAUGAAUACCGAGUAAAUAUAUCUGAACUCAGCGGUAGUGCCAGUGCUCCAGUUAUUGACACUCUGGGAGAAGAUCUUGGAUUUGACAGUGAGGAUUUUUGGAGUACAUCGUCCUUUCUUGGCAGUCCACACGAAACCAAGAGUGAGCCUGGAGUCAACGUAUCUCCCACGCUUUGUAUCCAAUUAUCUGAUGAGCUACAAUGCAGUAUCUGCUUAGACAUUCAAGUCAACUCGAGAACGAUUCAUCCAUGUGGGCACUCAGUCUGUGCCGCUUGUAUCACCAAGCUUUCCCAUUGUCCGCAGUGUCGAGUCAAGGUGAAGUCUCAUGUUCCGAAUAUGCAACUCAAUAGCUUGAUUAGCAAACUAGUAUCCAUCCCUUCACUGCUGGAUGCGGAUGAUGUUAAGAGUUAUCAUGACCGGGCGAAGAAUGCAAAGGUGUUCCCUGUCGUCGAACUUACUUCUAGGUCUGGAACCAAACGGCCCCGAAAUUCUACUGGGCACAGAAUGGAAAGUAUCCCUUUUCGCCCUCCAAACGGCGGUGGACAAAGGAGAACGUUUGACUUUGCCUUUGGCGAUAUGGAUGACGAGUUUUACAUGCCUGUGCAUCUCGGAGAAGCUGCUGCUGCAGCUGCUACCGCUCGGGCCAUAGCCAGUGCUAAUAUUUCAUCCAAUUCGCGGCAUCCUCGAGGCCUUUCCGGAUUACAGCAGGCCAAUAGGCAUCGGUCGGGGAAUGCCCUGUCAUCUUCUCGAAGGUCGCAACCUCAGCUACCAUCGCAAGCGGGUAACUCUGUUGAAAGUGCCAUUAGCAUUGAUUAG